Molecule: messenger RNA, 1722 nt
Organism: Alnus glutinosa
Lineage: Eukaryota; Viridiplantae; Streptophyta; Magnoliopsida; Fagales; Betulaceae
Product: probable protein phosphatase 2C 42
Exons: 4
Coding region: 269-1417 (382 amino acids)
Biological process (GO): protein dephosphorylation
Molecular function (GO): cation binding; protein serine/threonine phosphatase activity
Source: RefSeq, a predicted model, not a curated record
CAACACUCAACAAAAAGGCUUCCCCACAAGGGCACACACCAUCUUCCUCCCACAAUGCGAUGCCCCCUGCGCUGUUCCUCUACCACCGUACAGCCGCAAACCUACGCACCCUCCCCCUCUUAACCUAAGCACCCCCUUCUUUAAACCUAGAGUUUCCCUUCCCCUCUUUUUCUCUUCAAAACUUGGAGACCCAUUUUCUUAGACGACGAAAAAGGUUCCAGUGCUCUCUCUGGCUAGAGUUUGGGUUAGGGUUUAUGAGAGAUGUGGGAUGCUCCAGGCAUUGAUGAAUCUGUUCUCUCUCUGCUUGAAGCCAUUCGGCGGUGAGAAACUCGAUUCCGUCGGCGUGCUCGGCACCAAUUGCAGCGACGGUUCCGGUGGAAGAGAAGGCAAGCAUGGACUGCUGUGGUUUCGCGAUAUCGGAAGGUCUGCGGCCGGAGAUUUCUCCAUGGCCGUGGUCCAGGCCAACCAGGUCCUCGAGGACCAGAGCCAGAUCGAGUCCGGGCCCUUCGGGACCUUCGUUGGCGUCUACGACGGCCACGGUGGCCCCGAGGCUUCUCGCUAUGUCUGCGACCACUUGUUCCGCCAUUUCCAAGCAAUAUCAGCGGAGGCAGAGGGAGUUGUGUCGACUGAUACCAUUCAAAGAGCUUUCCGCGAAACAGAGGAAGGGUUUACUGCCCUUGUGUCAGAGUUAUGGAGUACUCGACCCAACAUAGCAACUGUUGGGUCAUGCUGUCUGGUUGGAGUUAUAUUUCGGCAGACCCUCUUCGUGGCAAACCUUGGAGAUUCCCGUGUUGUAUUGGGCAAGAAAGUUGGCAACACUGGAGGAAUUGCUGCCAUACAGUUAUCGACAGAACACAAUGCAAACAUUGAGGCUGUCAGGCAGGAGCUUAAAGAGUUACACCCUGAUGAUCCUCAAAUUGUUGUUCUUAAGCAUGGAGUUUGGAGAGUAAAGGGCAUUAUCCAGGUUUCUAGAUCCAUAGGGGAUGUAUAUAUGAAAGAUGCGCAGUACAACAGGGAACCGUUUAGUGCGAAAUUCAGACUUCCUGAACCUCUGAAGAUGCCAAUCUUGUCUGCUGUUCCAACUAUUCUUUCUCAUCAUAUCCAACCAAAUGAUUCUUUCCUCAUAUUUGCAUCUGAUGGUCUAUGGGAACACUUGAGUAAUGAGAAGGCUGUGGAUAUUGUCCAGAGUCAUCCACGAGCAGGAAGUGCAAAAAGACUUGUCAAGGCUGCCCUGCAAGAGGCGGCUAGAAAACGAGAAAUGAGAUAUUCAGAUCUUCGUAAAAUUGACAAGAAGGUUCGUCGCCAUUUUCAUGAUGAUAUAACUGUUAUUGUUUUGUUCUUAAACCACGACCUUAUAACCAGAGGCAUGGUGCAAGAGCCCCCGCUCUCAAUCCGAAGCGCUAUUGAUCACUCAUAAUUUCUGAAAGCAAACGUGUUUCUGCAACAUCUGAUUUUGGCCGACAUCCUUAAAACCGACCACUCUACCAGCAUAAGAUAUGAUUGCAUGGCUUGAGAGCAGCACUGACAAAGCAGUUUCACUGCUUGGAUACCUAUACCGAGAUACCUUAUCUGAAAGAGGCUUAAAAUUUGUAUAAUGUUGUGAGAGAUUACUUUAAUUACUACAAAUUGCAUGUUAUACAUGGAUAUAGUUUAUUAUUUAAAUGCACCUUCUUUGAUUUCCAAUCACAUAUACUUGUGGCCACGUUCUUUAGGCAGUAUUAA